AUGCCAGGCAUUCUCAACUAUCUUCAGCAACUGGUCAAUAUCGCUGUCGCAUUCAUCCGGCAGCUACAAGAGCGCCAUGUAGGGUGGCUAACGUUCAACCGCAAGACGGGCGAAUUUACACGGGAACAACAGCCAUUGUUGAAGAAACUCAAGAUCCUUCUAUUAUUUAACCCGCUCACGGAAUGGAUAGAUCGUACACAUCUUCUCCGGCUAUGGACCCACGAGAGGAGUCUAAGAGCAGGAAUAAUGGAAGGAAAACCACAGUCACAUUCCGAAAUCAAAAGCUUCAUCGAGUUCUACAAGAUCAACAUGUCCCAGUUCGAACCUUCAAAUCCAGAGGCUUACGCGACGUUUGAGGACUUCUUCAUCCGGAAACACGCACCCGGAGCACGACCGAUUUACGAGGCUGCCGACCCUACGAAAGCAGUUAUAGUGUCUGACUCGCGGGUUGUAGUGUAUCCGACUGUGGAAGCAACGCGCCGACUAUGGAUCAAGGGGAACGAGUUCACCAUCGCCAAUCUAAUCCGAGACGCGGAUCGUGCAAAACGGUGGGAGGAUGGAGCGGUCGCUAGCUUUCGCCUUAGUCCGCAGGACUAUCACCGGUACCACUCUCCCGUUGAAGGAACGGUAAAGUGGUUCAAGGCGAUCUCGGGCGACUAUUAUCAGGUCGAUCCGGUGGCUUUGCAGAGUUCGGUUAAUAUCUUGACGGAGAAUGCGCGGUGCUGUGUCUGUAUUGAAAGUAAGGAAUUUGGAGAUGUUCUGUUUGUGGCCAUUGGCGCAACAGACGUCGGCACCGUUGAUAUCCAUGAACACAUUAGGGAAGGACACCACGUGAAGAAGGGAGAUGAGAUCGGGCUCUUCCAGUUUGGAGGAUCGAGUAUCAUUGUGGCGUUUGAAAAAGGCCGCAUUCAGCUGGACGAGGACUUGGAGAAGCUCAGCCACCAGAGGAUUAUGGUUGAUGUCGAGGUUGGGAUGAGCAUGGGUCGUUCCACAAAAUCUGACCUGUAG
Molecule: messenger RNA, 1008 nt
Organism: Aspergillus pseudotamarii
Lineage: Eukaryota; Fungi; Ascomycota; Eurotiomycetes; Eurotiales; Aspergillaceae
Product: putative phosphatidylserine decarboxylase
Exons: 3
Coding region: 1-1008 (335 amino acids)
Biological process (GO): phospholipid biosynthetic process
Molecular function (GO): phosphatidylserine decarboxylase activity
Source: RefSeq, a predicted model, not a curated record